Phyllopteryx taeniolatus (common seadragon) is the source of this 1790-nucleotide messenger RNA. It is a transcript of the gene sytl1, whose product is annotated as synaptotagmin-like 1. Bases 158 to 1681 code for a protein of 507 amino acids. Gene Ontology annotation, biological process: intracellular protein transport; exocytosis. The transcript is spliced from 13 exons. Lineage: Eukaryota; Metazoa; Chordata; Actinopteri; Syngnathiformes; Syngnathidae. Gene Ontology annotation, cellular component: exocytic vesicle; plasma membrane. The record is from RefSeq and is a predicted model, not a curated record. Gene Ontology annotation, molecular function: neurexin family protein binding; small GTPase binding.
UGGGGGAAAACUUGCUGAGUCAUCAGCGGUCGAUGAAUAAUAAAUAAACCGUUAUCGUGGUCGUGUUGCUAGCAGACUGGAAGAGUCACAACAGGAUGGGAAGACUUGAGCGGUCAAGGCAGAAGAGUUGAUAGCGGACCAGACCACUUGUCAGUGCAUGGAGGCGGACGCGCAGGCCGAGGGUGUCGUGGGCUCUCUGGACCUGAGCCACCUGACGGAGGAGGAGCAGGAUACCAUCUUGCAGGUGCUGCUGCGAGACAUGGACCUGCGACGCCAAGACGAAGGACGCGUAAGGAUGCUGGCGCAGAGGAAGGCCGACCCGACGCGGCUGCACUCGCAGUCCGGGGCGUGGUUCCGCGAGGCGUCCAGCAGGCGGCACCGCGGCCGUAUGUCGGGCUCGGACCUGGUGUGCGCCACCAUACGCCGCCGCGCGCCAAAGGCCAACGCAACAGAGACGCAGAGGGUCGGACCGCUCGACGGCGAGGAGGCGGACCGGACGAGCACCCCGUCCCCGGGGGUGGCCGAGACGCGAAUGAGGGAGUCGGCGGAGGACAGCCCGAAGAGUCCAUCCAGUUUUGGCUCUGCGCCCAGUCGGAAAAGAACGGCAACGAAGGAAGUGUAUAAGCAUUACAGGAGGGAGUCUGUGUCUCUGUGCAGCAUCCUGAGCGACUCUGAGCCUUUGUCUUUUCAAAAAAACAACUUUCACUCUAGCUAUACGCUGAGCGGCGGCAUGAUGAGUCUGUUCAGCUCGGGGGUCUUCGGCGUGGCGGAGGUGCGCGGCCGCGUGCAGUUCUCGCUGGCCUACGCCGGCCACAAGGAGGAGCUGCGCGUCAAGGUGCACCGCUGCGAGGACAUCUCGGCGGUGGCCGAGGAGAACCGCUCCGACCCAUACGUCAAAUGUUAUCUGCUGCCCGACAUGUCGAGUCGCAGCAAGAGGAAGACGGCAGUAAAGAGGCGGACGCAGAAUCCCGUCUACGAGCAGACGCUCAAAUACAAAGUGCGCAGAAAUGAGCUGAAAAGUCGCACCCUGAACCUGUCCGUGUGGCACGCCGAGCCCCUGGCCAGGAACGUCUUCCUGGGUGAGGUGGAGGUGGCGCUGGGCCUCUGGGACUGGACCUGCACGCAGCCGCUCUGGCAGGACCUGCAGCCACGGUUCUGCUUGAUGCUCGACUGCGUCAGCAGCCGCGGCACCCUUUUGUUCUCCAUCAAGUUCAUCCCGGAGGGAUUUGAGAGUUGUUCGCCACUCACGGGGGAACUUCACAUUUGGCUUCAGGAGGCUCAGGGGCUGCUGUCUAAAAAAGGGGGCGCCGUCGACUCGUUUGUCAGAAGUUGCAUCCUGCCGGACGCCGGCUGCCAGAGCGGCCAGAAGACUCAGGUGGUGAAGCGCUCCGUCAGCCCGUCGUACAACCACACCAUGGUGUACGACGGCUUCCGGAGCAGCGACCUGCGCGAGGCCUGCGCCGAGCUGAGCGUGUGGCAGCGCGAGGGCUUCAAGAUGGACAUGAUCGGCGGGAUUCGGCUCAGCUGCGGGACCGGUCGGAGUUACGGGGAGGCGGUCAAGUGGAUGGACUCCACGGAAGAAGAAGUUUCCUUGUGGACCUCCGUGAUCAAGAACCCAAACCACUGGAUCGAAGCCACGCUGCCCAUCAGGACCAACCUGACGCGCCGCUCCUCCGAUUGACGACGUGCGCACGUGUGGGCACGCGGACUGAAAACAUUUGCUACGUGGCGCUUUUUAAAUCAUUUCUCUCAAAGUAGAUCUUGUACAGUAAAUGAACAGAGCAGAUCAA